AGGAAGAAUCCCUGUUAAACGAAGAUAUCAUAAGGUCAGAAAGAAGAUCACACGGAAGAGACUUCACGAAAUCGUACCUGCAACACAAAUCAACACACGUUCCAUGAAAAACUAUGGUAAAGGACCUCGAUCUCCUUUAAUUGAGUCUAGAUUUCGAUCCCAACAGUUGUUAUACCAGCAGAUCCAAGACGAUGCUAGAAGAGAACCUUCCUCUGGAUAUGAUGUGUCACAUUCUCAAGAACUUAGUGACGGGUUUGAGGAUAGGAGAGAAAUAGGCAACAAUUUUCAUAGAACAAUUCCUCAAAUUGCUAGUGAUAAGGUAUGUGAUGACUUUAAUGCUGAACGUGUUGAGUUGAGUCGCUGGAAUGUUGCUCACAAAGAAGAUACCAAGUGGAACGUUUACAAUGAGCCUAACGGAACGAUGCAGCAGAUGGUUAAGGAGCUAAUGUGUUCUUCAACAGGCGUGGAGUAUGAGAUAUCAAGAUGCUCUGCAAACGACUUGAUAACAUGGAUAAACAAUUGGGAGACUUACUUAUGUGAGAGUAAAACUCCCCAGACUCAGUGGUUGCCAAUAGUUUAUUCACACUUAGAAGGAGCUGCGACUGGUCAUUGGAUCAAGAGUCUAUGGAAAAAGAAUUCACCUACAAGUUGGAAGGAAUUCAAGUGCAUGUUAGGACAAGAGACAAAGAUAACCAGGGAAGUUGCUAGAGAAUUGUGGGGUCAAGACAUGGAUGGUGUGGAUGUUAAGAGAUCUAGAGCUCUCCACAUCCAUAUGGGUUUAAGCACUAAUUCUCGAGGUAAUAAUCUCCACCACAAUGUUACUGAUUCAGUCAUGAUGGAGAGAAAUGGUAUAAUCAGAAAUGGGUCAAUGUUUUGGACCAAUUCUGCGAAGGCAUGGGAACAAGUUAGCUCGGACGCUCACGAACUAAGGGUUGGUGCUGAGAGUAUAAGAGUGUUAUGCAUUGGAUUUAGAGAAAUAGCUCCUCAAAAUACUAUAGAGGCAGUGCCAUAUGUACUACCUGCACGUGAAGUCCAAGAAACACAAUCACUAGGAGCUACUAGAGGAAGAGAGAUCUCUCAAGCACAUUCACAAGAAUUUAAUGGAGUGAAAAAGGGAAUAAUAGGUCCAGUAAUAGAGGGAACUCUCAAGCGAGCAAGACAGUCAAGAUACUUAGGGAUUUUUCAAGAGAGGACAGUGUCAGAAUACUGGACAAGGUUUGAAAAACUUUGUCUUAAUUCUAUGACUUUACCGGGACAACACUUGGAGGAGAUAUUCUUACAAGGUUUAAAGCCUGAGUUGCAAGCUGCAGUUAGGCAUCUCCAACCUAAUGGGAUUGAUGGCUACCAAUCGACACAUGCAAAGCUAAUGAGUCUUACCAUGGUGCAAGGUAUUACGAAUGAUUCGGGGGAUAAGCUGGCUGGGGUAAAGAAGGAAUACGAAUACAGGAAUGAGCUGGAAGGUUUCAAAGAGGAUCUUAAUAUCUUGAGACGGGGUAAAGAGAAGUCAGUGACAGAUUUAACCAAGAACAAAUGUAUGAGAUUCAAUGGCUUCAUCUCAGGUCAUAAGGUUGUUGUAUUUAUCGACUCAGGAGCUACAAAUAAUUUCAUGUCAGAGAGAUUGACAACUCAACUCAAGCUUUCAGUUAUGGACUCAAGUAUAAUUAAGGUGUCUUUGAGCUAUGGGCUAUCUAGUAACGUCAAGGGAAGGUGUCAAGAGAUUGCUUUGCAAGUUAAAGACAUCCAAAUUGUGGAGAGUUAUUACUUGUUGGAGUUGGGAAGUAUGGAGGCUGAUGUGAUUCUAGGGUAUGAGUGGCUCUCAAAGCUGGGAGAGACAGAGGUUAAUUGGCAGGAUCAUACCUUCUCAUUUAUCCACAACCAUAAAUGGGUCACUUUUUGUGGUAAGAAUGAAGAUCUUAAGCAAGGUACUACAAAGGUGAAGAUGAGGAAUGAAAAUGAGCAAGCUGAGCAGAAGGAUGCUGGUGGAAUGGUUGAUGAACACUACCUUGAGGACAAGGUAGCUUUAAAAGGGGUGAGUAAGGAGAUGUGGGGAGGAAGCGCUACUGAGAUACAGUGGAAACAGAAUGUGAGUGGUGAAACUCAAGAGAUCACUAGAAUCAUGUUAGUCAACCUCAAUAAGCUGAUAAUUUUCACCUAUGAUGUGUCUCACUCGCCAAGGCUUCCAGAUAUGUCAUGUGGGAACAAGAUGGUAUCAGAAAAUCCAAAGGCAACCCGUGACAUGAAAAAGAAAGCGUGGAUCACUCUUUGCUGUAAGUUACCUUCUAAGGACUCUUUCUCACAUUUUGCAUUACUUGAGAAAGAGUCAAAAGUUUGGCAGCACGAUCAUUACGUCCAAUGGACAAUGAAGAAAGAUGAGCUCAAUAGUUCUGGAAUAUCUUCGAAGAUGCAGAAUAAUGUUACUAAGGGCGGCGAGUUUCCGGAGUGGUUUGUCUGUAAACCGACUUCACCAUUAGAGGAGCAAUAUGCGUUAGAAAUACAAGCUGAGGAGAAAGGUGAGAAGCAGUUUGAACUGACACUAGAGGAGUCUGAUGCGUCCUCUAACGGCAAGAAGAAGGUUGUUGGUGCGGGUUCAACAAAAGCUAAGGUCUCCUUAGUCCUUCCAUGGCUUUGAUUUCCUACCACCUUGAGGACAAGGUGAUUCUUCACCGAGGGAGUAUUGAUAGGAUCACGAUUGGGCCUAAUGGGCUUCGUACUUGACUUAUGGUUUAGCCGUUGACUUUAGUAAUUGUUUCUAUUUAAGAGUGCCUUAGUCCUUGUAAAACAAUCAUCGAUGAAGAUCAUAACAAUGAAUUAAACUCUUCU
Arabidopsis lyrata subsp. lyrata is the source of this 2820-nucleotide messenger RNA. RefSeq lists its product as uncharacterized. NCBI's taxonomy places the organism in Eukaryota, Viridiplantae, Streptophyta, Magnoliopsida, Brassicales, Brassicaceae. The record is from RefSeq and is a predicted model, not a curated record.